Molecule: messenger RNA, 1293 nt
Organism: Arabis nemorensis
Lineage: Eukaryota; Viridiplantae; Streptophyta; Magnoliopsida; Brassicales; Brassicaceae
Source: the annotation of a GenBank genome assembly
AUGAUAGAGCGGAUCCUAGCCGUCUUGGCAGAUUCCAUGGAGAUUCCGGCGGCUGCCGGUCAAUCGGUGCUCGGAACCAUCAAAAUCGCAGUGAUGCCAAUCGCCAAAGUGUUCACCAUGUGCUUCUUGGGCCUUCUCAUGGCCUCCAAGUACGUCAACAUCUUGCCUCCCUCUGGCCGCAAACUCUUGAAUGGGUUGGUCUUCUCGCUUUUGCUUCCCUGCUUGAUCUUUUCCCAGCUCGGACAAGCCGUCACGCUCCACAAAAUGCUCCAGUGGUGGUUCAUUCCCGUGAACGUCAUUCUUGGUACAAUCUCAGGGUCGUUAAUUGGUCUCCUUGUCGCCACCAUUAUUCGUCCGCCUUACCCUUAUUUCAAGUUCACAAUCAUACAGAUCGGAGUUGGUAACAUUGGCAAUGUGCCUCUUGUUUUACUUGCGGCUCUAUGUAGGGACACCAACAACCCUUUUGGUGACUCCGAAAAAUGUACCAUUGAUGGCACUGCUUAUAUCUCCUUUGGCCAAUGGGUUGGUGCCAUCAUCCUCUACACAUAUGUGUACCAGAUGUUUGCUCCUCCUCCAGAAGGGUUUGAUGCUGAAGAGGAAGAUCCUCCUUUGAAAAAUCUUCCAGAAGAUGUUGCUCCAGAGCAAGUCCCCUUGCUUACUCAAAAUUUCCCCAAGGAAAUUUCGCCUCCUCAAGUUCGCCUGCCUGUACAAAACCCCGAACCUAGAGGAAGAGGGGAUUCAAGGAAAAACAAGAUUGCACAGAUCUUUGUUUUCCUCUAUGAGAAGUUGAAACUGAAGCAAAUUGUCCAACCUGCAAUAGUUGCUUCGAUCCUUGCCAUGAUACUUGGUGCAAUACCAUUCACAAAGAAGUUGAUAUUCACAAAUGGUGCACCUCUUUUCUUCUUCACAGACAGCUGCAUGAUUCUUGGGGACGCCAUGAUACCGUGUAUUUUGCUGGCACUUGGGGGGAAUCUCAUAAACGGACCAGGAAGUUCAAAACUCGGUUUCAAGACAACAGCAGCAAUUAUAUUUGGACGGUUGGUGUUGGUGCCACCAGUAGGACUGGGAAUAGUGACAUUAGCAGACAAACUUGGGUUCCUUCCUGCUGAUGACAAGAUGUUCCGAUUUGUGUUACUCCUUCAGCACACAAUGCCUACGUCAGUGCUCUCAGGAGCUGUUGCCAACCUUCGAGGCUGUGGAAGGGAGUCGGCUGCUGUACUCUUCUGGGUUCACAUUUUCGCCAUCUUCUCGAUGGCUGGAUGGAUGGUUCUGUAUAUCAGCAUACUCUUCUAA